AUAGACAAAAUUGCAAAAAUGGUCUCUGUGGUAUGCAUUUUUUGGGGGUUUUUUGUCCAAUCCACGAGUUUUUUGGUUUUGUGGUCCUUUUGGACAACUUUGUUUGUGAGAAUGGUCCCUAUAAUUAACACCCAUUAAAAAGAAUCUGUUAACCCCCUCAUGUGCCUUGUACGUGAGGGUAUUUCUUUCUUUUUACUUAUAGUGUCACGCUUCCUUCUACCUUUUAUCACUCAUUUACAAUACCAAACACCCGUCAACUCCCCACCUCCCUCCUUCCUUCUGCUCCAUUAAACCUGCAAAAAAAAUAUUCUUCGUUAUCUAAAGAACCUAAUCGAAGCAAAACGAGACAAGGUCAUACGUUAAAGUUGAAAUGGUGCACGUAAUGUGGCAGUUCAUACCAAAAAAUGAAGUUGUCGACGUAUCAUCCUUAUAUGGUGCACCCACAUGGUUUAGUAUUAAGCUUCAUCAUGGUGGGAAGUUUACUAAGUUACCUGGCAUAAAGUAUACUGGAGGUGAAGUGCGUUAUGUUGAUUAUGUGGACAUAAAUGAGUUUUAUGUACAUGAACUUGAUGCCAUAAUGCUUGACCUAGGUUACCCAGACCCACAGAUGAUUGAAUUAACUGAUGAAUCCCUAGUGAUAUAUUGCCAUUUCAGGAUACCCAAUGAAAAUCUACUCACAUACUUCAUGUCUCCAAAUGCAAAGGGUAAAGUUGUCAUUGAGGAAUUACCAGAAAAUGAUGAUCAAGGGGCUGAAUAUAAGACUGAAGUUCAUGUAGAAUCUCCAUUAAGAAAUAUAAACCAUGUCAAUGUUGAGCCAAUUGGUGAGUACAUGUCUUUGAUUCUUUUUGGGAGUAAAAGUGAUGCAUUCUCAUUAGAGUAUAGAAGGGGUAGAGUUGGUAAUUCAAUAAGAAAGGAAGGUUCUUGUAGCAAGAGACUUAAUUUAGAGGAUAUUGAUGAUUUAAAAGAGAAGGAAAAUACUAAUGAGGGUGUUAAGGAGGUUCAUGAGGCUGCAACUAUUGUUGAAGGAUGCUACAAUCCAUUUACUUCAAAUAUUUUUAAUGUAUGGGAUGAGAUGAUUGGGAUUCGUGAUAAUGACCAUAUUGAUGGAUGCUACAACACCUCACCUAUUAAUGAUGAUGAACAAUAA
Messenger RNA from Lactuca saligna, 1147 nucleotides. The record is from the annotation of a GenBank genome assembly. NCBI's taxonomy places the organism in Eukaryota, Viridiplantae, Streptophyta, Magnoliopsida, Asterales, Asteraceae.